Polypterus senegalus (gray bichir) is the source of this 5003-nucleotide messenger RNA. RefSeq names its product solute carrier family 49 member 4 (gene slc49a4). The transcript is spliced from 9 exons. The record is from RefSeq and is a predicted model, not a curated record. The coding region runs from base 174 to 1565 and encodes 463 amino acids. Gene Ontology annotation, cellular component: membrane; intracellular membrane-bounded organelle. Lineage: Eukaryota; Metazoa; Chordata; Cladistia; Polypteriformes; Polypteridae. Gene Ontology annotation, molecular function: transmembrane transporter activity. Gene Ontology annotation, biological process: transmembrane transport.
CAAAACACAUCCUCACCUCACCGUGGCAGCUUGUUUUGGUUUAUGGGACUUCUCCCUAGAAGCUCAAGGGUCCUGGCAAACGUGGUGAAGCGGUUCGUAAAAUCCAAGAGGCACCCAGGGAGUUUUCUUUAUUUGGAUUAUCAUCAGUUUUGCGUGUGAGGGUGCCCGGAGGAAUGGGAGCCGCGACGAGUACCGAUGGGGAGAGGGAACCACUUUUACAGCCGGCGCUUUCGGAGAGACUCGCGCGCCCCGUCCACAGCAGGGUGUACAGCAGAAGAUGGCUGGUUUUGGCUCUCUUCUCGUUUCUGGGCUUCAUGCAGGGCAUGGUAUGGAAUACGUGGGGUCCCAUCCAGAACUCUGCCAAGAGCGCCUACGGAUUCACCAACAUGGACGUCGCCUGGCUGGUCCUGUGGGGUCCCAUCGGGUACAUUCCCUGGCUCUUCUUCAUGUGGAUGAUGGACAAAAAGGGACUGCGGGUCACGAUGCUGCUGUCUGCCUUCUUUAUGGUCCUUGGGACGGGGCUGCGCAGUUUACCACUCGCUGAUGUUGUAGUCAAGAAAUGGUUGAUUCAUGCUGGACAGCUUCUGAAUGGCUUGGCAGGACCAACAGUGAUGAGUGCACCUCCAUUGCUCUCUACGACUUGGUUUGCUCCAGAUCAGCGGGCCACAGCUACUGCCGUGGCCUGUCUUCUCAAUUACCUGGGAUCGGCUUGCUCAUUUCUUAUUGGGCCCCUGAUAGUGCCCGCUCCCAAUGGCACCACGUUGCUUAAUGGUUUUGUGGACAAACAUGUUGACCAUAUAAGAGAUCGCAUCCAGAUUGUUCUUUACGCAGAAUUUGGCUUUGUGUCCUUGCUGUUUGCUGCUGUGGUGGCUUAUUUCCCAUCUCGACCUCCAUUACCACCUAGCAUAGCAGCUGCCAGCCAGAGGCUCAGCUAUAGAAGCAGUAUCUGUCGACUCCUCAGCAACUUCCGUUUUCUUAUGAUCGCCUUGGCUUAUUCGGUUCCACUUGGAAUGUGUGCAGGCUGGUCUGGGGUGCUGGAUAUGAUUUUAACACCUUUUCAUGUUAGCCAGGUGGAUGCUGGUUGGAUCGGCUUCUGGUCUAUUGUUGGGGGCUGUGUGGGAGGAAUAGCAAUGGCAAGGUUUGCCGAUUCUAUCCGAGGUGUCCUGAAGCUUAUUUUGCUUCUAAUGUUCGCUGGAGCCACUCUGGCAUCUGCAUGGUUUAGUCUCACCUGCCUGUCGAAUGUCACACACCUGCCUUUAACUACAGCCACACUGUUCACGUCUUGUAUUUUAGUGGGCAUUUUCCUCAACAGCAGCGUGCCAAUAUUUUUUGAACUCUUCGUUGAAACAGUGUAUCCUGUGCCAGAGGGCAUCACCUGCGGCGUUGUCACUUUUUUAAGCAACCUCUUCAUGGGCUUGUUGCUCUUCUUUUUAACAUUUUAUCACACAGACUUGUCCUGGCUGAACUGGUGCCUGACAGGGUCCUGCAUCUUCGGCCUGCUCCUCAUCCUCCUCUUCAGGGAGUCCUAUGACCGCCUCUAUCUCGACGUCUUCAUCUCCAUUUAGGGGCUCGGGCUGCACUUGAGUUGUGCGACUGGAAUCCUCUCGGCACGUCUUGCACAAUUUUGAGAGAAGAGGAGCCGAGUUGCUCGCCGCUCCUUUUCUUUUGAUACAAAUGUCUGUCGUUGUUUAGUUUUCAUGUCGUUCUCCUCGGGAGCGGCGCAGAGGGCAGCCCUCUCUGUGUUUGUUCGGAUUCUUUUCACGAGUUUCUUUUUUACGAUGACCCUUUUUUUAAAAGGAGAUUCAAUGAACCACACGCUGCUGCAGGAAGGGAAGUAAGUAAGCACGUCGUAAUACUGUAAAUCGGGGAGCGUGAAGCGUGCCAAAGCGCAUCGAUACUUUGGACACUUUGAAUGGCACACGUCAUGUCUGCUGCCGUCGGGCACCGAGGUUGGCGUGUCAUGUGUGAGGCCGCUACGUGUUAAUAUUCACCGCCUGGAGGAUUCGUAUUGAUUCAGUUCAAAUGUGGCCUAAGCGCCGUAAGCCUCUCCAGUCGCGCCCCCAGGAGGCUUCUGAGCCACACAGAAAUCCCCUGGCAUCACUUUGGGCGAUUAGUGGUCCUGGUAACUGAGGCUAUGCGAGCAGCUGGGGAAUUUGUCACUUUAGAAAAGCUCCUCCGUAAUGCCUUCCCUCGCAGCGGGACCCUAAUUGAUGAGCAAAACAAAGGACACGACAUCAAAAGGAGGGAACAACCGUCUCCUUAAACGCCGCUGGAAACUUCCAAUGGCCUUCUGAGCUCCCAAAUGGGUGACCUGCAAGGGCCGUCUAGGUGUGUGGCAGACUGGCGAGUCAUUAUUGUGACUGGCUGAUUUAUGGUCUCGGCCAGAGUCCCGUCGUCCUCACAUCUACAGCUACUGACUUGUUUUAUGGCAGGAUGACGUGUGGCGGUGCCGUGCAGAGGUCCUCUCAGAAAUAAUAACCACGUCGGGGGGCUCCGCCAGUGGCAUGCAGUUUCUGAAGGCCCUCGCGUGUCUCUCGUCCACUGCCACAGCAGACACACCUGGCGACGUUUCCAGCGAUUUUCAGUCAUUGACUUCGUUUACGUAACCGCAGCGGCCCCCUCUCACGUGACCAUUGGACGUCCCCAGCGACUCGCCGACAACCAAUGAGCACUCAGCCUGAAGUACAACGAACACUACGACAACGAGGAGUAAGAAACACGGGGGCUUUGGACCCCACGACCAGAGGAGAAGCUCGUCAGUCUGAUGUCUCGCGUUUUACAUUCCUCGACUAAAAGGGGCUGAGACUGCGGCCGAACCCACCAUACUGGUUAACCCUUCGUGCAGCACUGGCUCUGUCAGAAAAUGGGGGCGGCACACACGUGUAAACUGACUAACAUGCCAAACAACUAGAACUUCACUUUUAAUGCUACAGUGGCCUGAAGAAGUGCAGAUCAGGACCCUGUGGUGGCCAUGCCAUGUUCUGCAGGAUCCCCUGUUCCUCUUUUGAUGUUUGGGGUCAUGAAGUUGGCACCUCUCUGAUAUUGCGUGACCUUCUCAGCAUUCAGGUGGGCAUCAGUUUUGGUCAAAUCGCCCACUCAGACCUGCCUUAGUCCUGUGGUGGACAAACUCCUCGGUCCAGAACACCUGCUGCCAUCUUCCUGCGUUUUAUUUGUAUGCCAGAGGAAUGGCAGCUCUUCCAUGUGGACCUCUUCUGAUUAAGGCUUCUCUGCACUGGAGGUGGUGUCCCAGCGUUUUUUGCCCAUCUUCUGAGUAACCUCGAUGUUCUUUCUGGUUUUGCUGUGGCUGCCCGCUGCAUUUCCAAUCCUUGACCUCCUCAGUAUUUGCUUGGGCUGCACAUCUGGAAACAGCUGCCUGCCAAUGGAAGACCUCGAAGGUGCAGGAUGAGCCCCUUUUUGACUUGUCUUUCCACAUCUGACCAGCCUUCCCCAUUUAGUCUGGUGGACCCCUGGCCAGUUUUGUUCCCUCUGCUUGAUAGUUUGACAUCGCUGACCUUCAUCAAGCUCUGGGCCGUAUGCCGGCAGGGCUCUCGUGUGUCUGAAGUGGAGUUCAAGUUCUUGAGUUUCCUUCUCUGAGGACCUUCUGGUGUCGUCUUGUCCGGCUUUGCUUUCUGCAUAAGGAAUGUCGCAGACUCGCCUUUCUAAUCCCGAGGACACCAGAUGGCCAUCUGAAGCCCGCAUCACAUGAUACGACGACAAGCUGGGGAGCGGAUGUCCAACUCGAUGAGUGCAGUCGCCGAUCUCCUCGCCCGAGGACGUCACAAACUGCAGGGGAUGACAAAUGACACGACGUCCUGGCGUGUGGCCUGAUGGAGCAAAGGGUUUGAUUUUUGUCGUCGUACUAGAAACGCGUGACGUCAGCCCAGCGAGCUUCUCUUCUGCUUGUGAGGACCAAACGGCGGCGUUUCUUACUCCUCAUCGCUGAGCGCCCUUUGGUUCUCAGGACCCACACGAAUGAAGACGUGUCGCCGAUGAUGUCAGACUACACGACUGCCGGCCGUGGCGAUGCACCACGACUGGCUCUGAGUGGCCGAGAUCAUCUGAUGACUUGACACGCGUCGGUACUCGUGAAGGCCCAGAAGAGGACGUUAACAGUCGGCGUGAUCUUCUCGUCAGGCCGCUCAUUUCAGGCACAUCGACUGCCAAGGGAAAAAUUCCUUCUAAUUUAUGAACACUUGACUAGCGUUUGACAUUUAAUAUUCAAACGGGACGUCCCUGUAUAUUUUUAUAGACACUUGCGAAUGUUGUUAACAUUUUUAAAGUUUAAUGAAUUUGUGAUAUUAAUGAUAGUCUUUUAGCGAUGUGGAACGUGAAAUAUAAAAAGAGCCACCCUUGUGGCAUCAGACGUGUGGGACACGCGCUGGCGGCCCUCUGACUUGACGCGGCAUUGUGGACGUGCAAUAUGACGGGCAGUGGCGCCCCCUUGUGGGCCGUGACGGCGAGAGUCGCUCAUACGCGUCGCCGCACUCUGAGUGUGUAAAUUAUGAAAAUGAGAGCUCAGACUGGCACCACACACCUUUGUGUUUUAUAGAACUCGACGGGUGGCACGACGACUGGCACCGUCACUCGUGUGUUUCUGCAGCGUGCGCUGGGCACGUCUUCUUAUUUAAUUCUUUUUAAUAUUCCUGUUGGGUUGCUGCUAAUUUCUUUUUCAGGGUGUGUUUAUCGUCUGUGUGUGAACUCCACAUACCUCGCCAUUAUGCCAUGUAGAGACUGUCCCGCUCGAGGGUCUCGUCGUCGGCUCUCAGCUGCCCCCCUCACUCGUCUGAACUCCUCCAGCGGCCGGGUGGUGGUGGUGGUGGUGGUGGUGGUUUUAUUAUUUUUAAUUUCAUUUCACUUUCAGCUGCUAAAACCUUUGGGUCUUCGAGCUUCAAUUAUGAACUACGUGUCUUUUUAUUUAAUUUUUUUUUGUAUAUUUUUACACAAGUUCUCAAAAUAAAAUGACUGGAAACCGAAUUCUGGGUGUUCAGGUCAGACGUGCAGUG